Messenger RNA from Drepanopeziza brunnea f. sp. 'multigermtubi' MB_m1, 972 nucleotides. The record is from RefSeq and is a predicted model, not a curated record. Lineage: Eukaryota; Fungi; Ascomycota; Leotiomycetes; Helotiales; Drepanopezizaceae.
AUGUCUGAUGACUCCCGUCAAAUAGACAGCGCCGUCUUCAAACAGAAGGAUGAGAUAAUCCAGACACCAUGCCAUGAGCAAAAUGCUCAAAUGCCCAAAUGCCCAAUUCCAAAUUCCAAAAUCCGAAAUGUUGACAACACCACCACCACCACAGACGUUCUCCGAGAAGAAGAUACUGAUGCGCAACAGCUAUACACGAUCCUAGGCGCACCAAGAUCUGCGUCGCCGGCCGAGUUGCGACGAUGUUACCUCGAACGAAGUAAAGUAUGCCAUCCGGACAAACCGCCCUUCCACGAAUUGUCCACGAGCGCCUUUCAGAGACUGGGCUUCGCUUUUGAUAUCCUCAAGUCCCCCAGCGCAAGAAGUACCUAUGACCGCGCAUCGAAGCCUACCUCUUCCCAACUACCAGACAAGACAACCUUUCUCGGCGGCGAGCAGACCUUUCGCAGCGCCGUCGAGGCCAUCCUGCACGAAUUCAUGACCGGGGACUUUGUCGUCGUUAAACGUUGUCUUGAAUCACUCCAUGUGCAAUAUCCCAAUCUGGUCAGCAAAGAAGUUGUAAUAAAUGUCGAGAAAAGCUUUAUCCGUAUACGAGAGUUGGUGUUGACAACGAGAACGUACGCGCUUUUGAUAUAUAUCGAGUUAGGUAGAAUAAACCGGGUCCAGAAACGACUGAUGGGGUUGGGAUAUUUCGAUGUCGUUGGACGAACACGACUAACGAUCCACUUGGUCCGAGUUACACUUGCGGUACCGAUGAGAGUCGAUCGGGCCUUGAAACAAAGAGAAGAAAAAGCGUGGAGAGCAAAAGUUGCUGGCCUACAAGCGCGGGGCAUAACGCCUACAGAGACUAUGGGAAGAGCUGGUAUCUUAAACGACAGGAUCAGCAAAGUCUUGGAAUUCAUCGUCGGUGCUGCUGGUAAAGACGAGAGCGCCGACGAAGCGUGGAGUUCAAGUCAUGGAAAAGCUUCGUGA